GCCCCUUCUUUACCUCCAAAACUACAAAUAAAAAAGAACAUUACACCAAAUACCGAUGACGUUGAUGAAAUUACUAAAGGUAUAGCAGACAUGUCAUUGAAUAUAGCAAAAAUGGCUAAAAACAUUAAUUCUAAGAAAGAGGAAUCGAAAUCUCAAGUUUCUAACUCACCCAAAUAUCGCAAAUCAAAGCAGACCUCUUCAGAAGAAAUUCGUGAAAUUGUUAUAGAUAUAUUAAAAAAACUAUUACCUCCAUAUUUGUUACAAAGUCUUAAACCCAAUUUCA
Molecule: messenger RNA, 283 nt
Organism: Dentiscutata erythropus
Lineage: Eukaryota; Fungi; Glomeromycota; Glomeromycetes; Diversisporales; Gigasporaceae
Source: the annotation of a GenBank genome assembly